Messenger RNA from Acanthopagrus latus (yellowfin seabream), 1642 nucleotides. RefSeq names its product protein phosphatase 1, regulatory subunit 3Da (gene ppp1r3da). NCBI's taxonomy places the organism in Eukaryota, Metazoa, Chordata, Actinopteri, Spariformes, Sparidae. Gene Ontology annotation, molecular function: protein phosphatase 1 binding; glycogen binding. Bases 166 to 1080 code for a protein of 304 amino acids. Gene Ontology annotation, biological process: regulation of glycogen biosynthetic process. The record is from RefSeq and is a predicted model, not a curated record. Gene Ontology annotation, cellular component: protein phosphatase type 1 complex. The transcript has 2 exons.
GUGUGAUCGCGUCCGAUGGCGGAGACUCCAUGACGCACAGGAAAACGCGCAGCUCCGAUGAGUACUGAUUCACACUGAGGAGCGAGCUUAGGCUUCAUCGUGCAGCUUUAGAUGUAGCUCACGCGUCAUAUCUCUAUUUGGUGAGGACAACAGAUCUCACACAGUAUGGACAGAGGGUGGUUUAUAGGCCAUGAGAAGAUUCGGCCAACAAGAUCUGAGGAGCAGAUGCCCAGCAGCGUCUCAAGACCCUGCAUGACUAUCAACCUGACUGAUAUGCUUCGAGCAGACAAACCUAAUGCACCAAAAAAGCCGGUUCCAAUCCGUCCCCCGAGCCCUCGAGUCUCUCCGCCGAAGGCACACGAGUUCCACUGCAGUCACUCCUGUGAGCCCCCUCCCAAACCCAUCAUCCGGCAGCGGUCACACUCUCUGCCCUCCACCACGGAGAAGAAGGAGCGAUGCAGGAAUGUCGGCGUGCGGUUUGUCGACUCUUUGGGGGUGGACCUCGAAGACAUUAGGCUUUUCCAAUCUGGAGAGGAUCCGUGUGUGCCACAUCACGUCACCUUUAGAUUGUUGAUGGGGGCCGAGUUGGCAGAUGGAAGACAUCUGGAAAUAUCCUUGCCGUACCUGAAGCCAAGUUUUGCCCAACAACCGGGCGACCAGCCAGGAUUCCUGCAGCGUGUCCAAGUGCAGAAAGUGUGUCUGGAGAGAGUCUUGUGCUUUGAGCUGGGUGUCAUUGGAAUCACCCAAGUCCUCAAUUUGGACUUUGAGAAAGAUGUCACAGCUCGGUAUUCAUUUACAGACUGGAAGAGCUGCACAGAAACUAAAGCCUCUUGGGUAUCCACCGUCACCACGACCUUGGAAGGAGGAGGGGGCCAACUCAGCUGCGACACUUUCCGUUUUCACCUGCCCGUUCCUCCGUUCCUGCAGCCUGGAGCAGUUUUGCAGUUUGCCAUCCGGUACAAUGUCGGAGGGGCUGAAUACUGGGACAACAAUAAUGGAGAGAAUUAUAAGUUAGUUUGCCAUAACUACAAGCUCACUGUGCCAAAAGAAUGUGAGGAUAGCAUGGUGCACUUCAUUUAGGGUGCUGACUAAAGGUAGAAGAGUCCAUUUAGAGCACUUUAUGAUGGUUAUCAGCACGUAUGACUAAAAAUGUAUAACUGCAUCGUAACCUGUCAUGUUCAUUUUGUUCAAGAUAAACUCUGGACAGCCCGAGCCAGAGCAAAGUUAACCAACACUGGUGCAAUUACACCUGACGCCAACUUUAGUCCCACUGUUUCACUUUAGUAUGUGAUUUUUUAUUAUUUGAUUUUCUUGCCGAUUUGAAAAUUGCACUUUAAUACGGGAACAUCUGAUAGAAGUGAGAAGCAUGGAGCACUAUGUAAAUAUUCUGUGCAAUUGAAUUAAUUGCACAUUUUCUUCCAGCUGGGUAUUUAUAUAUUAAAACAAUAUACAAUACAGGUAUCUGGUCCUCUGAAACCAUUUGCUUUGUAUUCAGAGUUUAUUUUUGCGUCAGAUUUUGUCAGACAAAAUGUCCAGACCAUGCAAUAGAUACAAUUGAAUAUCUUUGAAAGAAAUCGUAAAUGAAUGCUUAUUUUGUAUUACAAUAAAGUACAAAUGCACACAAUUGUUGCCUUGUAUUAUU